Zerene cesonia (dogface butterfly) is the source of this 1753-nucleotide messenger RNA. RefSeq names its product LETM1 domain-containing protein 1. Gene Ontology annotation, biological process: intracellular monoatomic cation homeostasis. NCBI's taxonomy places the organism in Eukaryota, Metazoa, Arthropoda, Insecta, Lepidoptera, Pieridae. The coding region runs from base 80 to 1153 and encodes 357 amino acids. Gene Ontology annotation, cellular component: mitochondrial inner membrane. The transcript is spliced from 4 exons. Gene Ontology annotation, molecular function: ribosome binding. The record is from RefSeq and is a predicted model, not a curated record.
CAUUUAAAUUGUCGUAUGAUUUAUAAUAUUAGUAGGUACAUAAUGAGAAAAUUUCUUUCAAAAAAUACAAAAAUAUAAGAUGUCUAUCUAUAGAAUUGUUACAGUGUCUAGAAUAAUAUUGCAAUGCAAUCGCUCUAGUUCUGUAUUAGCUUUAAAGUAUCAGGAUAUCAAUAAAAGCAGCUUCACGGCCGAAAGAUUAAAACACACAAAAGCCAUAAAAAGUGAGAGUGCAAAAUUUAGAACCUACAUUGUUCAACGAUAUAUUGACUAUGUCAAAAACUAUACGAAGGUACUCGAAACCAGAUUUCCUUCAGCUAUGAGAAUGUACAGAGUAUUUAGUAUUGGCAUAAAGGACUUCCUCAGAGAUCUUAAAGCAUAUAUAUCUUUAAGGAUCAAAUUUGCAAGGGAUCAAGGAUUUUCAAAUAUGAGUCGUCAAGACAUUGAACUUUAUGAGAAGAUGCCUUCUGAUAUGUGGAAAAUAACACCUGUUUUAGUUUUAUCUGCAAUUCCUUUUGGAAACUAUAUAAUCUUCCCAUUAGCAUUUUUGAGGCCUAGAAAACUUUUAAGCUCCCAUUUUUGGUCAAUACAACAACGAGUAGAAUUCUCUGUCCAAGAUUUGCGGGAACGCUUGAAAUAUAACCGUUCAGUAUUCAGAGCUCUACAAGAUAAAUUGGAUUUGAUUCCAGACGGUAAAAUAAAAGAGAAAUGGGAGAGAAUUAUUGCUUUACUAGGAUCUGGAGUGCAUCCUACAGCAAAUGAUAUUAUAGAAUGUAAAGAACUAUUUAUGAAGGAGCCAUAUCAUUUAGCACAAUUGUCUUAUGCACAUGUGGGGCAUCUUUUAAAAAUGCAUGGUUUAAGAAAAAGUGUAUUUAGAAGGCGAAAACUAAAAUACAGAGCAUUCAUUUUAUUGGAAAUGGAUAAGGCAAUUAUAAGAGAAGGCGGUGUCGACACAUUGGGAUCAGACACUUUAAGAAAUGCAUGUCACAUUCGUGGUUUAAAUGGUAGCCAUUUAACAAAUCAAAAUAUGCGGGACUGGCUUCAGCAAUGGUUACAAGUAUCACAAAAUAUUGACUCAAAUUCAUACUCUUUACUUUUACAUUGUCCAAUACUGUUUGCUUAUAAUCAUCCACAAAAUUGGGUUUUGAUUUAUUAAAAUUUUACAUAAAAAAAUUAAGAUAUCCUAAAUUGAUGUUAUGUGUAAUCACUACACUGUUAUAUGUGCACAUUUACGAUUUGUACUUUUACAGGUUAAAAGAAAAUAUUUUUAUAUGUUCUUAAUGCUUAUAUUUGUAUAUAUAACUAUUGUUUGAUAAAAAAAAAAUAUACUUAUAUGUAUCUUUGUCAACAAAGCUAUUAUAUAAAAGUAUUAAAGCUAUUAUAAAAAGAUACAUGCAUAAAUGUCAGUAUUCACAAUUAUGUUUCCAUCCUCUUUACUCUCUCAUUUAGCUCAAUUACUUAUUUUGGUAUUGUAGGAUAUAUAUAAUAAUAUAAUUAUAAUUGCUUAAUAUUUAUUCCUAAAGAUAGCUUUAUUUUUGCUUUUGUUUAAGUUAAAAGUUUCUACUUUUUGGAAAAUAUUGUUGGAAUGUUAUAUUUGAAAGCUUAUGUCUAUUAAAUUACUUUUGUUACAUAAACGCGUUUUUAAUAACGGUUUUUGAUUGCUUGAUUAUUUCGAAUAUUUAAUCUUACCACAACUUGGUUGUGCUGCGCACAGGCUGUUUGUACUAUAUCGUUUUUUAAAAAUUAGAAUAUAAGG